Trametes versicolor FP-101664 SS1 is the source of this 2113-nucleotide messenger RNA. RefSeq lists its product as uncharacterized. Bases 1 to 1827 code for a protein of 608 amino acids. The transcript is spliced from 5 exons. Lineage: Eukaryota; Fungi; Basidiomycota; Agaricomycetes; Polyporales; Polyporaceae. The record is from RefSeq and is a predicted model, not a curated record.
AUGGGGUUUUUCUCUGCUCGGCGGUCAGAAGAAGUCGAAAACACAAUCCACAAAGACCCCGCCGUCGUCCGCGUUAUCCGCUCCAGAUUCUAUGGCAAGCCCAAGGGCAAAGAGCGGGAGGCAGAGCCCUCGUUUUAUACUGCCCCCGCCAACGCCACUUCCACCGCCUCUUUUGCCACCAACAAGGCCGACAAACGCUCCGUAGUUGGCUCCCUCCGUGGUCCUCGCACCAGCACCUCCACAUCGAGAAAUUGGACUGGCUCUUCCACCGUCUCUCCGCGUCGUGCCGGGAAUGUUAGCGAUAUGUCGGGCUCUCGCUCGUCGACGGAUGUCAUUACGGUAACACUAGCCCAACGACUGAACGAACUUGCUACGGCCAACUCGGAGGGCUUGCUCAGCGACGAUGAGUACCGCCUACUCCGCCAAAAUCUCUUCGAACGCUUCGCCAGUGGGUCCGCCGUACCCGUCGAGGCGCCCCUUGUACCCAUGUCCAAGCCAGCGGGAUCAUCUGCUGAGCCACGAAACUCCAUGUCGCACCAGCGCCGUCCAUCUUCCAAUUUCCACGUUCAGUCGCCUUCCCUUCGUUCCCCUUCCGUGCAGUCCAAGCGUUCAUUCACUUCUACCGUGACCGGUCUCCUGCGCCGCGCUACCAGCCGCCGAAUUGUCUCCAUGCCCGUGGACGCGAACGGCGGCGACGGCAUGAGUGUAUACUCUAUGGCUUCCACUCCCGCGGAGCGCACUACCCUUCCCCGGCGGCUCUCGAAGCAAGCCAGUGAGAUGUCGCUGCAGACCAAUGGAUCCACAUCAUCCCGCGUUUCGCAGAGCACGAGCCGCAGGGUCAUCAGCAACCACACCUUCAGCGCAACCGAUCCUGGGCCCCGCGCUGCGGCUCGCACAAGAACACGAUCCGGCAGUAGAACCGCCCCGCCAUCCGCGUUCCACGGCGUGCCCAAGGCCGCGGAGCCCGCAUAUACCCCCAUCGGCACGAGCGAAAUACCCGACGACGACACGGUCGAGUCCGUGCAGGACAUUCGACAUCAAUUAGAGCUGGUGGAAGCCGAAGGGCGGCGUCUGCUCGACGCCUUUAACGGGCUAGAGCUCUCGACCUUAACGCGACGGCAGCGCAAACCCCCGGUGAUACCGCCGCUUCCUUCGCACGGCCCGCUCUCCGACCCGAACUGGCCAGGGAGCGACAAGCGAUCCAUACGGGCUGCCAAGGACGCGGACGCGAUCUCGUAUAAAUCGAACGGCUCCGGGCGGACCACGAUGUCGGCGAAGCGCGCGCCUUCGGUCGGGGGGAAGAUACGGACUGUUAACUCUGUCGGGACCCUGGUCUCGCAGCAGCACGCGCUCCUGCGCAAGGGCUCUAUCUCCUCUGUAUCCUCGCGGGGCAGGACUGCGCCGUCGCUCCCGAACCCCAACCUUCUGGGCCACCUUGGCCUUGGCGCGAGCAGCUCGAGCGUCAACCUGGCGCGCAGUACAGGUCAUUUGCCCCUGGAGACCGUGGAGGAGGCCGAAGGGAAACCGUUACGGUCGGCGCCGAUCCGGAGCGCAGGCUCGAAGCGCGACUCGCGGUGGGCAGACUCGUCCAGUGUACACAGCCCAAUAUCCCCCGCGGCGCGCUCCGACGCAGGGUCUACGGGCACGGGUGGGCGACGGGCGGGUCCGGCGCAGGUGGACGACGACGAGCUGGUGAGCAUGGAGGCCGAGCUGGCGGACAUUCGGCGGCGGCGCGGGGAGGUGACUGCGCGGUACGAGAGCCGGCUGGAGUACCUGCGGGCGCGGCUGAAGGGCGCGGAGCUGCGCGAGAAGGUGUUGCGCAAGUAAGGCGCAUCCCCUGGCCGUGGUGUGUUUUGAUAGAUCCCCCUCGCGAUAUAGAUCCUCCCUCCCUGCACCCCGCCGUUCGUUUAUGCUCCUUCACCGCUGCUGCUGUUGUUGCACGAUACACCCACAUAACGGCGCGUUUUCGUUGCUGCUGUCCUGUCGUUCACCUUUACGAGUCCAUUCACGUCGAUACCACCUGGCUUACGCACUAUACCAUCAUGCACUAAUGGAUGUAAUGUACCUAGCUUACACCGCAUCAUACUCUAAUAAGUUGCGAAGCUGUCCGAAC